Messenger RNA from Cuscuta campestris, 1132 nucleotides. The record is from the annotation of a GenBank genome assembly. NCBI's taxonomy places the organism in Eukaryota, Viridiplantae, Streptophyta, Magnoliopsida, Solanales, Convolvulaceae.
CUAAAUAUAGUCAUGUGUGAUCUUGUUUGAUUUUUCUUAACAUAUAGAUUAUUAAUAUAUAAUUUUUAUAAUUUUUUAAUAUACAAAUUACAAGAUAAAAUGGAUUAAAGAAGUGCAUUGGAUGAUAUGGAGUUCGAGGAGUUCGCCAUCCCCGACGACCAACCAGCGGGGGAGACCGGGGGCUCCCAAACCAACACUGCCAGGACCUUCCCGGUCAAUCCAGAGACCGUGGAAAUCCUUGACGAAGAGGAGCCCCAAGACGACCGGUCUAAGGGGAAGGAAAAGGAAAAGACCGGCCGUCGGACGAAAAAUGUGGCCACCACGCACCCUUCUUACGCUAAGAAGAGGGCAAGGUCAGAUCCUGAGCCGGCCGGCCAGACCAUCGAGGAGGCUUUCGUCAAUCUGGGGCUGAGGCUGAAGGAGGUAAGUUCUGCUGCUAUCCCAGUCUUGAUCCCUUUGUUACUAUUCGAAAAUCUUACCGGGCUUAUUUUUCCUUUUGUGCAGGCGGGGGAGAUUGGACCCCUCACAGCUGACCGGCUUGGUUUAGGCUCUCCCUCGGAGUUUGCCCGGCUGACGAAGGAGAAGGAGGAGAUGGCCCUCAUCUUGAAGAGCCAGGCUGAUGAGCUGAUCAGGCUGUCGGGGCUAGCCGGGGCCAUGAAGACCGAGAUCUCCCAGCUGAAUGAGGAGAAUGGCCGGCUCAUGGAUGAAGUCUCUGAGGCCAAGAGGGAGAUGACGGAGAAGGAAGAAAACUUCCCCGGGCGCGCAGCUGCCUGGGUUGAGGAAAAUAAGGCCGAAGCUUCCCGGGUUCUGACGGCGAGCCUAGAAGCUACCAUGGAAUCCUUCAGGCUUCUAUACCGGGAGCCUGAAGGAAAGAAGAUGAUUACCGCCGUUGGAUCUUUCGGAUUCAAGUGCGGUCAAAAGAAAGACCGGGCAGCUUCCCACCGGAUCCUCCUGAAGAGAGACCCGGCCUUCACUGCGGCUUCCUACAGCCUGGCUCCUAUCCCAGAGGAAGAGCCUACUCCCCCUUUCCCCUUAGAUUAGGAUCUCCUCGGCCUAGACCGGUUGUGUUUGUAAAACCUCAACUUGAAAUUUCCCCGGGGAUGCUCGGUGUAGCUGUAAACACUUAACAUUU